GAUCGACACGGCUUUUUCGUUUCCACUACUCUUUCAUGUUUCCAGCUUUCAUAUUUCCAGUUUCGCCCUUCAGGCGUUCCCACAUAGAUCCAGCUCUUUUAGAUGGGAAUCCAUGGAUUAUCCAUUUCUUCCUCUCUUGUUGUCUUCCAAACGAACCCUUGUCGUGCUUACAAUUUCGAUGUGGUCGGGGACUACUACUGCUCGUCCCGAGGUCUGGAAUGCAACAAUGGACGAAACGCCAUGCCUAAUCCAGGCAACAUGAGCAUUCCACAACUACAAAGGAUAAUUUCCGCAACAAACGAGUUAUUGAUUCCUUUGUUUAUGAGUGGAACACCUUGGAAGACUCGUAGCCACCGCCAAUGGUCAUUGCCACCACCAGUUCUUGUUCCCAGCUUCAGGUAGCUGUACUGUCUGCGGCUCGUUUGUUCUCAGUUGCACCUCGUUUUAGCAGGCGCGUAUCUCUUUGUCUUCAGUCACUACUCCAAGUCCUUAAGAGUGUU
Westerdykella ornata is the source of this 500-nucleotide messenger RNA. RefSeq lists its product as uncharacterized. The record is from RefSeq and is a predicted model, not a curated record. The transcript has a single exon. The coding region runs from base 103 to 402 and encodes 99 amino acids. NCBI's taxonomy places the organism in Eukaryota, Fungi, Ascomycota, Dothideomycetes, Pleosporales, Sporormiaceae.